Drosophila eugracilis is the source of this 1191-nucleotide messenger RNA. Its product is annotated as odorant receptor 49a. The record is from RefSeq and is a predicted model, not a curated record. The coding region runs from base 1 to 1191 and encodes 396 amino acids. Lineage: Eukaryota; Metazoa; Arthropoda; Insecta; Diptera; Drosophilidae. Gene Ontology annotation, molecular function: olfactory receptor activity; odorant binding. The transcript has 4 exons. Gene Ontology annotation, biological process: sensory perception of smell; detection of chemical stimulus involved in sensory perception of smell. Gene Ontology annotation, cellular component: plasma membrane.
AUGGGAAAACCUCGUUCCUACGAUGAUUACACCUACAUGGCAAGCAUGAUGUUCAAGACCCUGGGAUACGAUCUAUUCGACUCACCCAGACCUAGAUGGCAGAAUCUCCUCUUAACUAGUUACUUUGUUUUGUGUUUGGUCAGCAACUCCUACGGGGCCUCCAUGUUGACUUUGAGGAUCAUUCAGUGGGAAUCCUUGGCAGGAAGUCCAUCAAAGAUUAUGCGACAGGGUCUUCAUUUCUUCUAUAUGUUCAGUGCCCAGUUGAAAUUCGUUACCUUUAUGACAUAUCGAAAACGCCUACGAUUGCUGAGUGAUAAAUUGAAAGAUCUAUAUCCGCAUGAUGAGGAAAGGCAGAAAAAGUACGACUUGAAUAGAUUUUAUCUCUCACGAACCACUCGAAAUGUUUUGUAUUUCUAUUACUUUGUGAUGAUUGUUAUGGCUCUAGGACCUCUAAUACAGUCGUGCAUUAUGUACCUGAUAGGUUUUGGAAACGCUGAGUUUCCCUAUAAACGCAUUUUCCCCACACGCUUUAGCUUUGAUUCAGAAAAACCUUUGGGCUAUGUAGUGGCCUAUAUAAUAGACUUAACCUAUAGCCAAUUCAUAGUAAAUGUGAGUUUAGGGGCAGAUCUUUGGAUGAUGUGCAUUUCGAGUCAGAUUUCAAUGCACUUUGCCUAUCUGGCCAAGGUGCUAUCGUCGUAUUGCCCAAGUCGAGAAUCAGAAAAACAAGAUUGCUGUUUCUUGGCAAGUCUAGUUAAGAGACAUCAACUAUUGCUUAGCUACCACAAGGAUGUGAAUAUUGUAUUUGGACUUCUAUUGGCCUCAAAUUUGUUCACCACUGCUAGCCUACUCUGCUGUAUGGCUUACUAUACCGUCUCCCAGGGUUUCAAUAUGGAAGGCAUAUCCUAUAUGAUGUUAUUUGUUAGUGUGGCAGCCCAGUUCUACAUGGUCAGCUCACAUGGCCAAAUGCUUAUUGACUGGAGUACCAAUAUAGCUGAUGCUGUAUAUGAACAUAGAUGGUAUGAAGGAACCUUGCGAUACAAAAAGGAUAUGCUUAUUCUUAUGACCCAGGCCCAACGUCCAGUGGAAAUAUCAGCCAGGGGUAUUAUUAUUAUUUCUCUGGAUACCUUUAAGAUAUUGAUGACCAUCACAUACCGAUUCUUUGCGGUUUUACGUCAAACUGUGGAAAAGUAA